This is a messenger RNA of Saprolegnia parasitica CBS 223.65, 3005 nucleotides long. RefSeq lists its product as hypothetical. Gene Ontology annotation, cellular component: cytosol; nuclear envelope. Gene Ontology annotation, molecular function: small GTPase binding; nuclear export signal receptor activity. Gene Ontology annotation, biological process: protein import into nucleus; protein export from nucleus. The coding region runs from base 24 to 2954 and encodes 976 amino acids. The record is from RefSeq and is a predicted model, not a curated record. Lineage: Eukaryota; Oomycota; Saprolegniomycetes; Saprolegniales; Saprolegniaceae. The transcript is spliced from 7 exons.
GGAGCGACAAGGUCGACGGAAGGAUGGCAAUGAACAUGGGCUCGCCCGCGGAACUCACGGCCCUCGUCGGCGUGCUCGAGCAGUCUCUCUCUCCCUUGGCCGAGCCUCGCCGGGCCGCCGAGGCCAGCCUCCAGGCGAUGCUCAAGCAGCCGAACGGGCCGCUCCUCCUCUUGAGCGUGCUCCGGGCAAGCGAGGUACCGCAGGCCAUCCGUCUCUCGGCCGCGAUCGCCUUCAAGAACACGAUCAAGAAGGAUUGGGACCCCGAGGAUGGCUCGAUCCACGUCGAAUGCAAAGCGCUCGUCAAGGAACACAUUGUCGGCCUCAUGUGCGAGAUGCCCGAGAGCCUCAUGAAGCAGCUCUCAGCCGCGCUCUACACGAUCGGCGAGUACGACUUUCCCAACCAGUGGCCGCAGCUGCUGCCGCAGAUCGUUGAGAAGCUUGGCAACCCGGGCAGCGACUUCCGCGCCAUCAACGGCGUCCUCGAGACGUCCAACGCCAUCUUCAAGCGCUUCCGCCACGCCUUCAAGAGCGACGCGCUCUUCCUCGAGCUCAAGUACUGCCUCGAGCAGUUCCAGGCACCGCUGCUCAUGCUCUUUGGCUCGCUCACGGCGCGCUUGCAGCAGACGUCGGACCUCAACGACGUGCGUGCGAUCCUCACGGCGCUGCGCACGAUGAGUCGCAUCUUCUUCUCGCUCAACUGGCAGGACCUGCCCGAGUACUUUGAGGACAACAUCAAGAGCUGGAUGGAGGCCUUCGAGUUCCUCCUCAAGUACGAGAAUGCCAAGAUCGCGGACGCGUCCGAAGAGGUCGAGGUCGACCUCAUCACGCUGCUGCACAGCGCCGUCCUCGACAACAUUACGAUCUACGCGGAGAAGUACGACGAGGAGUUUGGGCCGUACCUCCCGAGCUUUACGCAGACCAUUUGGCACUACCUCUCGACGAAGCUCUCGCUCUUCCCCAAGCACGACGACGUGGCGGCGAAGAGCAUGAAGUUCCUCCGGUCCGUCGCGCUGCAGGGCAUCAACAACCACCUCUUUGAGAGCGAGAGCGUCCUCUCCGAGCUCUGCAACUCGAUCGUGGUCCGGAACCUCCAGCUGCGCGAGUCGGACGUCGAGCUCUUUGAAGACAACCCGCUCGAGUACAUCCGCAAGGACAUUGAAGGCUCGGACGGCGACACGCGCCGGUCCGCCGCGACCGAGCUCCUCCGCGGCCUCCGCUCCAAGUUUGAAGCCGCCGUCACGCGCAUCUGCCUCCAGACGAUCACGGUGCUUCUGCAAGAGUACACGGCGUCGCCGCAGACGAAAUGGAUGCAGAAGGACGUGGCCAUCAACCUCGUGACAGCCCUCGCGGCCGUCAAGCAGACGCGGACGCGCGGUGUCUCGGAGGUGCACCCAAGCGUGCCACUGCUCGAUAUCUUCCAAGGCCACGUGCUCCCGACGCUGCAGUCGCCGGACGUCACGUCGCCGACGUCGCUGCUCUUGAUCGCCGGCGCGCUCAAGUUUGUCGCUACGUUCCGCAACCAGCUCCCGGCGCACCUCACGCAGCAGCUCUUCCCCCUCCUCUCGAGCUGUCUCUUGCCCGACCAGUUUGUCGUCCACAGCUACGCGGCCUACUGCAUUGAGAAGAUGCUGACCGUCAAGGACGGCAACGAGCGUCGGUUCACCAAAGCCAUGCUGCAACCGUUCCUCGCACCGCUCCUCAACCAAGUGUUUACGAUCCUCGUCGCGCCGUCGUAUCCCGAGAACGACUACCUCAUGCGUAUGGUGCUGCGGCUCUUUGUCGUCGCGCAAGAGGCGGUCGUACCGUAUGCGGAUGUGUGCGUCCAGCAGCUCACGCUGCUUCUCUCCCAAGUGUGCGCCAACCCGAGCAACCCGGCAUUCUCGCACUGCCUCUUUGAGGCGCUCUCGAUGCUCAUCAACAACGUGUGCAAGGCCAACCCCGCGUUCGUCGAGACGUUUGAGCAGCUCCUCUUCCCGCCGUUCCAGCAAGUGCUCAUGUCGGACGUCGAAGCGCUUUGCCCGUACGUCUACCAAGUGCUCGCGCAGCUCCUCGACCUGACGACCGCGCCGACGCUCUCGUCUGCGUACCACAACCUCUUCCCCGUCCUUCUCUCGCCCGCGCUCUGGGAACGCGUGAGCACGGUCGCGGCGAUCGUCAAGCUCCUCGAAGCGUACCUGCGCAAGUACCCGACGGCCGUCGCGUCGCACAUUCAAGGCAUCCUCGGCGUGUUUCAGAAGCUCGUGUCCAACCGCACGACCGAGACGCAAGCCUUUGCCCUUCUCAAGCCGAUCCUUGUCUGCCUCCCGCUGGCGUCGUAUGAGCCGCUGCUGGUGGAGAUCGUCAAGAUCCUCAUGAUGCGCCUCCAGACGCGCCUCCACGGCCGCAACGGGACGUUGUACGUCAAGGAGAUGCUCCUGACGCUGAGCAUCUUUAUGGCCAAGCACGGCACGACGCGGCUCGUCAAUGCCGUCGAAGGCUGCCAGACGGGCAUGAUGGGCAUGCUCCUUCCGAUCUGGAUCGAGCACAUUGUGCGCGUCAGCGGCGCCGACAAGAAGCCUGCGGUCGUCGGUCUCACGCUCCUUAUCUGCGACUCGCCGUUCAAGCAGGAUGGGAAUGCGAUCCGCACGCUUCUGCCGGCGCUGGCCGCACUGCUGCUCGAGAAGGAGAACAAGUCGGCGCAUAUCGCUGUCAAGACGGAGGACGACAUCUUGCUCGACCUCGAAGAGACCGGGUACGACGCGGGGUUUUCGAGCUUGCACUUUUCGUCGGCUGCGGGCGCGAUCGACUACCUCGACUUUAUCCCGAACCACAAGCGCAUGCUGUGCGAGUCGAUGAGCCAGCUCAGCCGCGCGACGCCCGGCGGGCUGGUGAAUCUGGCAAACGAAGCGCUUUCGCCCGAGCUCCUCCAAGCGUGGACCGCAACGUUUGCCGCCGAAAACAUCCCGCUCAUGUAGGCGCAUUCCCGCGCGGUUUUGAUGGACAACUACCAACAUCUGCAUCUGCCC